UUUUCACAACAAAUCCAUCGUGCCGUUGUGGUUUGUGCAGCAAUUGUGCAUUUAUGUAAGUAAGUCUGCCGGCAGGUGGAUAAGUAAAGAAGAAAAUGCUUCGUUCGUGUCUAUCCAACUUGGUCCGCAUUCAUCGCUCGCCGGUACAGACAAGCAUAAGAAAUUAUGCUGCACCACCGAAACGGUUCUACAGAAACACCGGCGUAAUCUCCAGCAAUGGCCGGUUCGAGAUCACACUCGACAGUCGGAAGCUGAAAACACCGAGAGGAUUACCGUUUUACGUGGAAAGUGAACCACUGGCCGUCGCGAUUGCCAUGGAAUGGGACGCCCAGAAGGAUGUAAUUGACCGGUCGUCCAUGCAUUUGACUGCUUUGAGCAGCACAGUCAUCGAUAACCCGAACAGCCUGCAGAAGCAUGAUAUGGUGAAUUAUUUGGUAAACUAUAUCAACACCGAUACCGUUCUGUUCCACUCGAGUGAAGAACCAGAGCUCAAAAAGCUACAAAGCCAAGAGUGGACCCCGAUCGUCGACUGGUGCAACAAGCGGUACGAGAUCAACCUCGCCUCCACCGAUUCCCUCGUGGUGCCCACGUUUGAGCCCGGCAUGGCGAUGAAUUUAAGCCGUUACUUCUCCUCCUACAAUACGGCCGCCCUGCACGGGUUUGUGUUUGCGGUGGACACGAUCAAAUCCAUCAUCCUAACGAUGGCCUGUGCCGAUCGGUACAUCUCGAUCGAGAAGGCGGUACAGCUCGCCCGGCUUGAGGAAGAAUUCCAGCAGGGUCACUGGGGGAAGGUAGAGUGGGCCCACGACAUCCAGCGGCUCGAUUCACAGGCUCGGCUGUCCGCCGCCGUGCUGUACAUUUACUUCAACACCAGCAAUGCGUUUGUGAAGGAGAAAAUUUCACUGUAAAAUGGGAAAGGAUGAACAAAGAAAGCAUGCACACGAAG
This is a messenger RNA of Anopheles merus, 946 nucleotides long. RefSeq names its product ATP synthase mitochondrial F1 complex assembly factor 2. Gene Ontology annotation, cellular component: mitochondrion. The record is from RefSeq and is a predicted model, not a curated record. The coding region runs from base 96 to 908 and encodes 270 amino acids. Gene Ontology annotation, biological process: mitochondrial proton-transporting ATP synthase complex assembly. Lineage: Eukaryota; Metazoa; Arthropoda; Insecta; Diptera; Culicidae. The transcript is spliced from 4 exons.